AUUUGUCAUACGCGCAGCUGUUUCUUUGCUUCCUUUGGCAGGUUGUAGUGAAGUGUAUUUUGUGAUGGAACGCUUAAUAUCUCUAAUAAAGAAAUUAUUUUCUUUUAAUAUCUUAUAGUCCCGAAGAGAGCGUUACGUCUAGAAACGUGCCUGAAAUUCCUUGUGAUGUCACGCAUCUGGGUUUUGACCAGCAAAAGUUCUGUAAAAGGUCUAAUUUCCCCCUAUGUUUCUAUAUUUGAUAUUUUAUGACCUUUCCUUAAAAUCGAUCUUUCUACUACUUCCAAAUGAUUUAUAUGAGGCAAAUAGCAAUUUUUUCUUUGUUUGCCACGUUAUUUAUAUGGUUUUCAAAGUUCAUUUUUCUGUCCAACGUUACUUAUUUCCAAUUAGUUUUUUGAAAAUACUAUAUAUUCCCACCUACAGGUGUUUUUUUAUUAUUUUUUAAGUAAUUUAUUUCUAAAAGAUGUUGCUAAAAAUGCAAUAUCGUACGCAAAAAGCGUCAGUUUUGUAUUAUUAUAAUAUUGCUCUGUUUUAUCCCCUCCUCUACGAUCUUUUUGACUGAUAUUUUGUUAUUACACUUUGCUGUAAUGGUUCCACCUUUUAAGUGGUUUUGAAAAAUUUUGAAUGAAAAUAAAUUUAGUUGUAGUAUCAAUUGCAAUUAUUACAGGAUAGUGAUUUACAUUAAUUGAGAUGAAGCUUACAAAUCUAAAUUUUUGAAAUCCGUUCUAUUUCUCGUCCUUUUAAAACUAUUUUUUUAUCUGACACUGUCGGUGGUUGUCUGUUGCGUCCCAAGUCGGUAUAAAUUGUAUUUCGCUUUAUGCUAAGGUCAUAUUUUUAUAAAAUUGUUUAAAUUCGACAAAUUUGUAUUUUUGUAAUUUUUUGUUUUCGAAUGUUAAUAAGCUUUAAAAUUGUAUGGUUUUCCCAUCUUUAAUUACGUACUGUAGCAAAAUGCGAUUAAAAUUACUAUACCUACUGUUAAAGGUUUCCAUAAAAUUAUGUUUAGAAAAUUACUAUAAUUAUAUUGAGUUUCUUUUUCGCGGUAAUCUUUUAACGACAAAUGCUCACGUAAAUUGAGCGAUUAUUUAUUAAGACAUUGAUAGCUUAAUCAAUGUUCCAUUAGAUAUCACUUUUAACAUUUACCAGCAGCGAGACACGUAAUGUUCAGUUCCACUGGAAAAUAAUACCGACGAUCCUGUUAAACCGCAAAACGGAACUUCCUUAGUAGCCUCGCGUUGUUGCGUCGACGUGAUCAAAUAUCUAACAAUUGAUUAAUUCGGUUUCGUAAAGUCAUAUUCUUGGCGAACCACUAUGGAAAUAAUCUUCAACAUGUUACUGGUGCUGGCCAGAAUCAUGCAUUUUCUCACGUGUCCAAUUUUUACUUUAAUAUGUAGGGGUAAAAUGGAAGUAGUGCCUCCGGUAAGAGAUCCGCUCCUCAAACUUCCUGCCAUCGAGUUGGCUCGAAGGAUAAGGUCUAAGGAGGUACGUUACAUUUAGAGUUGCCCAGUGUUGACGUUCCAGAUUUCCAGCGAGGAACUAUGCAAAGCGUACAUUCGCAGGAUCAGAGAGGUUAACCCCAUUAUAAACGCGAUUGUGCAGGACCGGCUCGAGGAGGCAAUUAAAGACGCAAAAGCGGUAGAUGAAUAUUUAAAAACGACAUCUCUGUCAGAGUUGGAGAUCGAAAAGAUCAAACCUUUACUCGGGGUACCGAUGACUAUAAAAGAAAGCUGUUCUGUGAAGGGGAUGAGUACCAGCAUCGGAGUUGUAAGUAGAGCCGGCAUGAAAGCGGAAAGGGAUUGCGAAGAUCGUCGGGUGCCAUCUUGCUUUUGAUGUCCACCACACCAGAGUUCUGUCUCAGCUGGGAAACGUACAAUUUAAUUACGGGAUGUACUAGAAACCCGUACGACAGCACACGCACAAGCGCCGGCUCCAGUGGCGGGGAAAUUGAAGAGCAGGGGGACAGAAUGCAGCCCUGACGCACUCCACGCUUGAUUUCGAUAUCAUCUGAAAAUUGGUUUGCCAUUUUCACUGUUCCUGUUGGUUCCAAUACAGCUUUAUUCCAGGGCGCUUUGCUAAGAUCGGGAGCCUCUGUGAUCGGUCUUGGAUCGGAUAUUGCAGGGUCCAUCAGACUUCCCGCCAUAUUUAAUGGAGUUUUCGGACAUAAACCACCGCCCCAAGUUACGAGUAUUAAAGAUCACUAUCCCGGCUGCAGCGACGAUACAGUACUGUCUUUAUCUAGUCACAGGUCCGAUGGCGCGUUAUUCUUGCGACCUCAAAUUUAUUUUAAAGAUCUUGGUGGGUAAUAAGAUGCGUUCGGAGUUGAAACUAGAUGAACCGGUAAACUUAAGGGACUUGAAAGUAUUUUACAUGGUGGACUUUGGAAGUGGACUAACUCAACUUCCAGUAGAGAGCAGUAUUAAGAACGCCAUCAAGGGGGCGGUCAAGCAUCUGACCACCACAUGCGGCGCUACGCUCGACGAAUACAAAUUCUGGCACUUCAAAGACGCCAUCACGGUCUGCGUGUCCACCGUAUCAAAUAUGCGGGACGUGCCUAAUUCGCUAAAAAUAGCGAAAGCGAAUCUCGUCGUGGAAUUAAUCGAGUCGAUCUGCGGACUCUCCAAGUUUAGUCUCAACAUAAUGUUUUUCAAUUGUCUGCGCAUAUUGUGCAAGUACGUGGUCUCGGAUUACGUAGUGAAACAUGAAAUGUGGUAAACAGCUAGCGCGGAAAAACUUGGUGAAAAUGGUGUGCUCAUACUACCUUCGUUCGUGGGACCUCCCCAAAGACAAUCAAUUCUAUUUUAAACCGGCCUUUGGAUAUCUUAUCAUAGCCAACGCCCUUGGAUUACCUGCGUAUACCGUGCGGACUCGACUACCGUGACAUGCCGAUUGGAUUUCAGGUGAAUCUAAAACGGAAGGACAUCCUUGUUUGCAUAUUAUCGAAGGUAUUUUGGUAGGUCGCGGCAGCCCCUGGACAAGACAGGUGAUGUCUAGCGGUGGCGGAAGAAUUGGAGCGAUACUUCGGAGGGUGAGUACCUCCUAACGAACUAACCAUCAAAGAUUUUGGAGCGGACAAGUCUAAGCAGUGCAAGUUUUUUCUUUCAUUUAAAUUAUAAUCCAAUUUGAGAAAUUCUACAAGCUCAGCUUGUUUUCGUUAAAGUAUAGGAUUAUAAGGGUGGAAAAGGCUUCAGUGUGGGCGAUCUGUACAUUACCCGCUAUUCGUAGUUUGGAACAGUUUUUUCUUUUUGACAAUGCCUUUCAUUUUAGUAAUUGGUAAAGAACAGUAUAUCUUUUCACGAAGCUCGAUCAUUUUCAUGAUUUAAUUAUUAUUAUAUGCUAUUUUCUAUUAACUAGUGUUAUUAUUAUUAUGUGUCUAAUUAAAGUUUACGAUAAUUUAUUGUCUUCAACUCUAGAUUGUUAUUUAUUGGAAUUUAUGUAUCAAUUAUCAUUUGAGAACUUCACAAAAGAAUGCUGCAAACGCUUACAAACUGCAUAUCAAAAUCAACAAGUUUAAAAUAAAUUCUGAGUAAGUCUAAACAAAUUUGUUUUUCCACAAAUAUUUACCUUGGCUUGUAAGAAUUCAAAAGUACGAAAUAAACAAACCCCGUUUUUCGUUACCUGUAACUCUUCGUACUGUUAAGAGUUUUCUAUCCAGGAUUCGACAAAGUGUUAGCUAUAGAUAUAUAUUUCAUCGUUAAAAUAAAACGAACCAUAUAUUUAGUAUUCUCCCCAGCUUCUCCGGGAGCUUCAUUCAAUAAUUUCUUGUACAGUGUACCUGACAAUAACCCAAAUAACUUUUCCAGUAAUAAGAUUUUCCCUAAGUCAGUCCCUAAGGUGCAUACAUAUUUAUAUCCUUUAAAAAAAGCUUCAAACCAAAAUUUUAAAAGACAAUAAAUGUUAGGCAAACCACUCACUCGUCUCAGAUGUCAUAUUGCUGACAGGUAAAGACCUGAGCUACGGUUAAGAUUGUUAGAUUGUUUAUAGAUAGAUUCUCGGAUUUUUCUUUGGUAGAAGAAUGGAUUAUAUGCAAGAAUUUUAGUUUUAUCGAAUAAUAUGUCCGGUUUCGAGAUUGUGGUCUUUGAAUCUAGUUGAGCCUAGCUUCUUUAGGCUCAACUAGGUUCAAAGAACAUGAAAGACUAAGACAGGAUGAUUGGCGAAACGUCAGCAAGUUCGACGCAGGACGAAUCCAGAAGUUAUGUAAAAAGUAAAAGCACGUACCUUCGAAUUGAUAAUUAACAAUUCACAUUAAAAAGAAGCCACCGUGUAAACUACUGAUUUUCUACCACGACAA
Molecule: messenger RNA, 4282 nt
Organism: Cylas formicarius (sweet potato weevil)
Lineage: Eukaryota; Metazoa; Arthropoda; Insecta; Coleoptera; Brentidae
Product: fatty-acid amide hydrolase 2-like
Exons: 8
Coding region: 2140-2706 (188 amino acids)
Source: RefSeq, a predicted model, not a curated record